Messenger RNA from Carassius carassius (crucian carp), 1428 nucleotides. RefSeq names its product 15-hydroxyprostaglandin dehydrogenase [NAD(+)]-like. Lineage: Eukaryota; Metazoa; Chordata; Actinopteri; Cypriniformes; Cyprinidae. Gene Ontology annotation, molecular function: oxidoreductase activity, acting on the CH-OH group of donors, NAD or NADP as acceptor. The coding region runs from base 122 to 934 and encodes 270 amino acids. The transcript is spliced from 7 exons. The record is from RefSeq and is a predicted model, not a curated record. Gene Ontology annotation, cellular component: cytoplasm.
GGUCCUCCCACUCACUCUUGCCUCUUGCCUCUGUUCUGGUCACUGUUAGUUAUUCAACAGAUCGUCUUUAGACACCGUUAGUGCUGCUGUUUUCUGGUUUCUGUGACAGGUGUGUGUUGUGAUGGAUCUGAAGGAGAAAGUGGCUGUGGUGACCGGAGCAGCUCAGGGUUUGGGCAGAAGCUUUGUCGAAAUACUCCUAAAAAACGGGGCAAAGGUGGCUUUAAUCGAUGUGAAUACAUCGCUGGGAAAUGAACUGAAGAGCACACUUGAUCAGGAGUAUGGACGGGGAAGGACUGAAUUUUACUCAGCCGACGUCACAUCAGAGGAAGAUUUUAAAGGAGUUUUUGAAAAAAUUGUUAAAACAUUUGGCCGCAUAGACAUUUUGUGCAACAACGCAGGAAUCAUCAAUGAAAGGAACUGGGAAAAAACUAUUGCAAUCAACCUGGGUGGAGUGGUCAGAGGAACGUAUCUCGCUCUAGAACAUAUGAAGAAGGAAAAUGGUGGGAAUGGAGGAGUCAUUGUCAAUGUUUCAUCUAUAGCAGGUUUGGGGCCUUUACCUAUGUUGCCCAUCUACACUGCAACCAAACACGGCGUGGUGGGAUUCAGUCGUGCCAUGGCAGCUGUUUCCAAGCUGUCUAACUAUGGGGUGAGGAUCAACAUUCUCUGUCCGUGGUUUGUGAAGACCAAUCUUCUGUCCAACUUGAGUUCAGAAGAGCAUAUCGGAGGUUUCUUUCAACUGAAGGGAAUUGCAGAGACAAUGAUGCAGAACAGCGGCUGUCUGGAGGCUGAUGCUGUUGCCAAGGCUUUCCUUGUUCUCGUUAAAGAUGAGAGCAAGAAUGGAGAUGCUCUGAUGAUUGAUCCUGACGAGGCAGCUUUUGUUUCCUUUCCUGAACAAGCCAAAGACUUCCCAUUAACUCCAGUCAGUCUCGAGUGACCUUUCAGCUUGGCUCUCAGUGUUUCAUCAGAGAUCUUGAUAUAAGAUCUUGAAUAAGGGUUUUGCUUUCAAAUGUGUUUAAAUGAAUAAGCUACUAACAUCAUGUGUGUGUCGAGAUUUAAUUUCAAUGAAAUGUUGCACCUUAAUUGCAAAUAUUUAUUGUAGUUACUAGUAUAGUGGUUCCUAGACGGGUUAGUGGUUUAGUAGUAAUAAAUAAAACACAAUACAAAUCGUGUUACUUGAACAAGCACUUGACAAAGAAGAACGCCGAAAUAGCCUGGAAGGCAAGAGACCUCAAGAAACAACAUAAAAUCCAAAACAACUGGGUAAUCAACUGCAAAAUUUUUAUCAAGUUGAAUUGCUCAGCGGAGGAAGAGAAGAUUCUCACCGUGAGACAUUUGGAGGAACUAGACAAGUGUCAGUGAAUGUAAAGAGUCAGCGCAUACUGUAUGCCUCCGUGAAUACAUCAAGGUAACUUCUGAUUUACAGUUGAA